Molecule: messenger RNA, 756 nt
Organism: Aplosporella prunicola CBS 121167
Lineage: Eukaryota; Fungi; Ascomycota; Dothideomycetes; Botryosphaeriales; Aplosporellaceae
Exons: 3
Coding region: 1-756 (251 amino acids)
Source: RefSeq, a predicted model, not a curated record
AUGUACAAGAACGGUGAGCCAAUUGCAUUCCAAAGACGCAAUUACAUCCGUGCUGAAACUUUUAUAAACAUCACAUUAUCUUUACUCGAGACGGGAGGCCCUCCGAUCACUCUAGAGCAACGUCUUGCUCUUACGGACUCGAAAAUAUCCUUGGUCUUUCCUCAACACAAAAUCGAAUUUGUCACCUCGAGAUGCGAAGUAAGCACUGGAAACCAACUGCGCCAUUUUAUCGACGGCAAAAUACUUCGCCUUGAUCUUCUUUCUGGCCUUGGGACCCAGUGGCGCAUCUUUGAUGUAAACGGAAUGGUCAUCGACUUAUCAAAAUGGAAUGCAAGUAAUUCUGCCGCGGCCACCUACACUAUCAAAAUCCUGCCACCUGAGGAUCGCCUUUAUGGAAUUCCUACGGCGCCUUUAAAGCCAGAGGAAAUGCUUCAUAUUCCCGACACUCAUACAUGCAUCACUGCCAUCGUCCAAAAGACUGAAGGUACGAAGAAAAAAAAGAGGACUAUCCAGUCGAGAUCGAAAUUUAUAGUCCCAUCGGAAGCCACAGUCACAGAGCUUUGGUUACGACUGGGUGAGUAUCUAGGCUGCAACAUAACAAGGCUUUUUGUCCAACAACCGGGUAUUGAAGACAGGUGCAGUGAAACACCUCCGUCUAGAAUUUUCCGGUACGAUAGCAAGAGAAUUUUCGAAUUGUCUUCGAACAGCGUUCUACAUCUUUUAGUAGAUAUAGGCUUCGGUAUACAGGGCAUGUAA